This is a messenger RNA of Melanotaenia boesemani (Boeseman's rainbowfish), 8288 nucleotides long. Its product is annotated as daf-12-interacting protein 1-like. The transcript has 4 exons. Lineage: Eukaryota; Metazoa; Chordata; Actinopteri; Atheriniformes; Melanotaeniidae. The record is from RefSeq and is a predicted model, not a curated record. Bases 1367 to 6217 code for a protein of 1616 amino acids.
UGUGUUUACUGUAGACAGCUAAAUUUGGUCAGAAGGGGCCCUAAAAAGAUGGCAAAAGCCCAUAAAAAGGCAUUUAACGCUUUUAAUCUUUAUUAGUCCUGCUACUGAAAUAUUUUAGAAUGGAAUUAACCUGAAGUGCUAACAAACUAUAGUACAUUUGUGCUGACUGUUUAGGAAAUGUUGGUCUAUCAACUGAUCUUUUAAGAAUUAGCAAUCCUGUUGUUAAAAGGGCUUCAAACGCUCUCAUCAAAUCUUGCUCCUUAAUCAAAUGAUGGAUAGAGUUUUUCUGGUUUGUGCUUUUUAACUAGAAAGCACAAUUUAAUUUGAAUGAUUCUAAUUUUCUAAUCAAGUCAGCCCAUUUUUUCCUGUGUGGGCUUAACAUUUAAGAGGCACUCAAGCAAUUUUAUAGCAUUUUCAUUAAGUUGGGAGACUUGCAGAAGACAGAUUAGACAAAAAGGUUGAAAUGAAAAACUUUUAUCUCCAUUUAUUGUCAAACUUCCCCAAUCUGAGACCUGAAUAAGCCUUAAGGGUUAUUUUUCAGACUUAAUGAUCCAAUAAGAGCCUAAAUAGAUGAAUGAUGCUCAUUAUUGUAUAUUCAUAGGUAUUUAAGAAUAGCUGUAAUUAAAUUGCAUCCUUAUACUAAAUCUUUUUAGAGACUUUUUAGACUGUCUUUCAUGUAAAUUCUGUUUGUCUGCUUUGUUUUCUGCAGGCAGAGGACAGUAAUCAACAAACGCAGCCAGAAUGAGAGAAGAAGCUGUGACUGGAUUCAAUCCCUCCUUCCUCUGUCCUCGCUCUUUCUGUGGCUCGAAGUCUGACGGACUAAUGCUCUGUUGGAGAGAGAUUUAAUUGGCUCUGAACAGACAACCAGAACAAUAAACAACCAGAAUAAAUACGAAAGCAGUCACGUUGGGAAGAGAGUGGGAGGAAAGAUGAGCUAAGAGCUGCAACCAGGCGGGCAUAAAAACUGGACUUCUAUUUUUAAAUGUAUACUUUCAUAAAUUCUUCAAAAAUCUGACUGGAAUAUUUCUCCAUUUGGACGUGAUGUUUGUGUUUUUAUGUCGUGGAUUUUUUGACAAAAGGACUUUUUUUCUGCAGGAGUACCAUGCUUUGAUCACAAGACUCUCCUGACUUCUCAUUAAAACAGAAGGAACAUCUUUCUGUACUUCACCAGAAAAGAAAGAGGAAUUUCUUUGUCGUUUCGGUGUAUUUGUGAUGGCCCUCUCAGAACCAGCUGACAGGUAUCUUGCAAAUUCUGAAAGUCGACUUUUUCCCGAGAUUUAGUCAAAUUAACGACUUCACGAUUCACUCUUUAAACUUCACACGUGCCUCCCACCAACCCCCCCCACCUUCGAACAUCCAUCCAGUCAUGGGCAAGCCUCUUAGCCGUCCCGGGUGUUUCAGGAAGAGCUCUUGCUGCCUUGAAAAACAUGGCAUUGGGGAUGGGGGAGUGGGAGGUCGAGAUAUGGGAGUGGAGGGGGGAUACGGAGACGGCUACGUUCCCCAGCGUUCCAUUUACGACACCAUGUGCAUCAAUCAGCAGAUCGACAGCCAUCACCACCACUCUGGAGGCUCUGUGAGGCGAGACGGAGGGGGAGAGGGGAGCUUUUACUCUGCCAGCGGCUCCCUCCGAGUCAGCAGGUCCCCGGCAGACAUGUUCGAUCCACAGCCCCGCUCUUUAACUCCAAACCCCUCCUUCGUCCGCCGGCUGGACGAAAGAGCCAUCUACGACUCGCUGAAGAUCGCAGGUCAGGAUGGAGAAGGUGGAGGCUGCCAUUCCCCUGGAUGUUUCAACCGAUCCGUUUCUCCCUCUGUGUCGUCUUUCUCAGCACCGGGAGUGUCCUCGUCCUCUGCAAAGAAGCACCACCAUCACCACCACCAUCACCAUGGAGACAGCACCAAGAACAGAGAUAGUCGACAGUCCUGGAAAGUCUUGACACCUCCGAAACACAUGGAGUGUCUGGAGCUCACAACAGCCGAGAUGAUGGACAGAGGAGGGGGGUAUCUGAACCCAGGACACUACCCUCCAGGGGGGCAGUCCUCUUCUCUAACAUCCCCUCUUAUUUCACCCUUCUCUGGAUCCCCUCUCUCGUCAGGUUACCACACUCCAGUGUUUUUCUCCCCGGCCAAACCUCGGCCAAGUCAGAGCCAGAGUUUACGUUGUUCCCCUCCCCAAGUGAUCCAGCCGAGGCAUUACUCCCAAACCCAGAGCCUGAGGAUGUCCCCACCCCACGAGCUCAGACGGUCGCCCUACAGAGCCCCGCUGGUCCAACUGUCCGCCCACGACCUGGAGCAUGACCUGAGGGAGCGGGGAGGAGGGUGGGGGCGCAACGAGCGCGACAGGGACUGGGAAAGGGAGAGAGAGAGGGAGAUGGAGAGGGGGUGGGCCCAACGAGAGUGGGAGAGGGAGAGAGAAAGGGGGAGGCUGGAGAGGGAGAGAGCUAGAGAGAGAGAGAGGAGGGAGACUUCCACGUUUGGGACCUUUGGUUAUGGCCAACCGGUUCCUCUGCGUUCAGACUCAGUGUUUCUAGAGUCUGAACAGGGUCUGGACACAGCUCCUCUGUUGCUCCCCCAGCCCUCACCUUCACCCUCACCCAACGCUGCUCCGAGAAUGGGCACCGGAGCAGUGGGUAGGAACAGGGCUGGGUCAAAAGUUGGCCCUGAGGUCGUAUGUGGAGGGAUGGUGACCAAGUUUGACAACGGGAGUGUCAGUUUGAUGCUAGUUGACAGUAAAUCUGGGCAUGGGCCCAGGUUAGUGAGCGAAACUAUAACUGGAAACCUGUCAGAGGCUGAAAUCAGGGCAGGAAUGCACGAACACCACCGAGUGGAGAGCUGGAACAAAUCCGACAAUCGGUCCAGGGCGAGUGUGAAGAACAUGUCAGAAAAGAGGGUGGGUUCUCAGGUGAAAACAAGGCCAGGAGGUCGGGAUUUGGAGGGAAAAGUGCAGUCCGGGUUGGAGAUUAAGGAAAGACACAGAGUGGAGGCUAAGAAUGGAGAAAAAACUGGUUGGGUGAUGACUCAACCAGAACCUGCUACCAAAGAAGUUCCUUUUAACAGGAGCGACACCGAGAAGAUGACCAGGCUUGUAGAUAAGGCUCAGCCUGAACCUGCAUCUGGUCUUGGGAUGAAACCAGAACCUGAUGUAGGAUUUGAGGUUAAAGCUGGUUCUCAACAGGUGGAGAAAAAGAUGGAAAUGGUAACUGAAGUUAAAGCUAAAGUUAACAAUGAGGUUAGUGCAGCACCAGAGACCAGAAUAGAAGCUAAAGCUGAGACAGAUAUUAAAGCUGCACCUAAGUCUAAGCCUGAGGCAGAACCAGAAGCAAGGGGUGGGGAAGAGACAGUGAAGGAGAGCAGCAGUGAAGCCAAGAAUGACUCAAAAACUACAGAUAAAGCUCAGACAUGUUCUGGAGAAAAAACUGAAGCUCCUUCUGUAGAUAAAGCAGAGAAAAAACCAGUGGAGGUUGAAAAAAGUACAGGGAAAAGUUCAAGAUCUAAGUCUAAAUCAUCUAAGUCCUGCUCCAGAACUCGACCUGGAACAGCCACAGGGCUGCGACCAGGUGCGCUCAGCCCUCGACAAAACAAAGGGCUAGGAGACUUUGAGUUAACUGGGCCACCUGAAGGCAUCGAGUCCACCUGGCCCCGCAGAAUCAUGGUGAGAAAGAGGACUGUUCGACAGGGAGGGGCGCUCCAUAAUCUCCCUAUCCUCCCCCCACUCCCUUCUGUUCUGUCAGCUUUGGAGAAGAGGCGUCCACACCCACGUCCAGGUUCAGAGAAUCCAUUAUCAAGUGUUAUGAACACAGGUCGGUGCUCACUGAGGGAGCCUUCUCACCCAGAACCAGCACAGGGGAGCAGUUUGGUGGGCAGAGCUUCCCUCAGGGAGCAGAACCUGGAGCACUGGAGGGUCUACAAAGAGAAUGAAGAACCCAGGAGAUCCAGAAGCAGGGAAAAACAAGGAGAGAAGGCUAGGGAGAAGACUGAGAAGGAGGAGAGGAAGGAGAAUGAGGAGAAGAGAGAGGAGAAAGUGGAGAAGGAAAAAGAGAAGGUUAGUGUUGAUAUGGAGCUUUCAGAGGAAGCCAAACAAGCAACGACAGAGAAAAGGACGGAGGAGAAACUUCAAGAAACUUCAAGCAGAAAGAGGGAAGAGAAAAAAGAGAGGGAUGUAGAAAUAACAUUCAAAGAAGAAGAGGAUGGCGGGAUGAAGACUGAAGUUGUAAUUCAAGAGCAACAAGGUCACGACUUGGUGGAGGUGGUGGCUAAAUUACACCAAGAGGAAGGUGAGGUGGAGGGAGGAGAGGGGGUGACACUUGGGGAGGAGGGAGGGGUGGAGAGUUGGGACGCUGUACUCGACAUGGUUAACACACUGUGGGAUGAUAGCUGGGAAAAACGAGGAGCAGGAGGAGGAGGAGGAGGAGGUGAUGCAGACUCCUUCUCAGGCUCCCUGCAGCGUUGGCCUCUCCUCCGCCCCCCGGUCGGGUUCGGGGGCUCCCACCCCCCAUCCUCGGCAGCCUCAGAGCUCAGCCUGACAGAGUUAGAGAGGAGGGCCAGGGAGCUGGACUCGGACCUGGAGCAUCUGGACCUGUCUCAGCCUCACAGGGAAAACCAGGAAUCGUACCAAAACCUGCUGGAGCCACAGAGGGAACGGGCUGACAUGUACCAGACACACCCAGGACCACAAAGAGACAAGGCUGCUCUGCUUACAGGAGUGAGCAGCAGAUCCCAGGUCAGUCUGGAGCUCAGUGUGAUGGCCUCACCUGCUACAGACCCGGACAGGUCACCUGCUGACUGGUCAGCUAAAUCUGCAGGCACUUCCACUGUUGGAACCAGCUCCACUAAAGAGGACAGCUCUCCUGACUCCAAUCUAACGCUGGAGUCCGACUCCAGUGGCGUCUUCCUCUCCUUAUCCAAUCAAAGCCAAGAGGACGCCGGCUCUGACAGCGACCAGCCAAUCAGUGGAUCUGAACUUGGCAGCAGCAACACGUCGCUGGAGAAAGAUGGGGAGGAUGGAGGGUUAAAGGAAUGGGGAAGGGAGGAGAGUACAGAGCUACAGUGGUGUUAUCCGUCCGUCCUCAGCACCCUCUCGCAUGAAGAAGUGGACGGAGAUGGUGAAGGAGAGGAGUCGGGAUGCGGAGGGAUGGGGGAAGAUGAAACAGGGAUGGAUAAGACCCCACUAGAGAAUACUGACAUCAGUGUCCCACAAAGUGAAGAAACACCACCCAGGAAAAAAGUGACCCUCAUGGGAGUAGACUCUCCUCUUCCUCUGUCGCCCUCAAAACAACCAAUCAAACAUCUUCUGGAUCCCAUUCAGAAACCAAUCAGAAGCUCAGGAUUAGACUGUGGUGACUUGGAUCCCUUUGUCCAGUCAGACAGCUUUGUUUAUCUCGCUGUGUCUGCGAGACCGGCCACAAUGGGUGAAGCCCCUGCAGUGAAAGAGAUUUUACACCAUGAUACAAAACAAGAUGCACAGCGACAUGCAGGCAGCAAGAAGGUACAUGUGGACCUGCCAAACAUGGAGCAGGACACAAAGCUGAUGCACCUUACCACACAAAAACCAGAAGAAGGAGACUUUCUGUGCACAGACAGCUUUGUUUACCUGGCUGCUCCAGCCUGCCUCCUGCUGGGCCCUGCAGGCACUACACCCUACAGCGGCAAGGAAUCAGACUCAGAAAGUUCUGGCUCUGGACCUGUUGACGUAUCAGUUCUGGGGUGUGGCUCAGUGGCAGGAGACAGCGAUUGGGAUUCAGACCUGUCUGACUCCGAUCCCAGUCGCUCCUCCAGAAUCUUGGCUGCUGGUAACAAACCAGCCGGCGUGGCUCGACCCAAGAGACCGCCCACUGAGCCCGACUGGGAUUUGUAUGAAGAAGCCACUGAACCCGAAAUGCUGGAAGAGCUUCAAGAUGAGCACGACAGAAGAGAAAUUACUGAGGUGACCACCGGCGUGGAAGCAGAAGAGGAAGCAGCAUCAGCCGUUCCCAUGGCAACCCCAUCUGUAACAACAGCAGCCCAGCCGGCGACAUCAGCGGAGCAGAGCACGACUAAGAAGGUGACAUGGCAGUUUAAACCAGCACAGAGGUCCGUUUGCACCGGAAGCAGAAAGGAAAAGGAAAAGGAAUCUUUGGCUUUGGGAACAUUCACAGAACCAGGAGGAGGCGACACCUUUAGACCCUCCCCUUCUUCUUCAUCGUCUUCAUCCUCAUCACCCUCAUCAUCGUCUUCUGGCUGAUCACUUGGGGAGAAGCGCUUCAACAGCUGAAGACAAAGACCAGGAAGGUAGAAAAGACUUUUGAUGACUUGAAGAAUUUUUGCCUGUUAAUUUAGAAUUUUUUGCAUCUAGCUGCUGCCAUUGCCUUCUUCAGCCUUGUAAAAGCUGCAUUUAAGAUGUUGCAUUUUUCUUAGAAUAGCCAACGAAAUAUCUUAUAUAAUCUCUGUAAGUUGAAGACCGAUAGUAAAGAGCUGAGCCACAUUUCAAUUUUACUUUAUUCUCCAAAUAAUAAAAAAUAAGUAGUUCUGUUGUUUUUUAUGCUGUUGAAUGAACUGUACAGGAUCCGUAAAAGCACAAAGAAAUGAGGUUUAACUUCUAUUACCAGGCAGAUUUAAUGAUUAGAUUAGAUUUAUAAUAUCACAUAAAAAUAAUUCUGUAAUCCAGUUAAGAUUUAUAAAUGUAAAUCUGUAUCAGCCUCUAUUAAUUACACUGUUUUCCCCUAAAAAGAAGAAAAACACAACUACUGAUGGAGGAUUCCUGUGUACAAUGUAUUUUCUAACCACAGCCAACUUUAAAGUGUUAUUUACAGUGUUUUAAUAAUAUAUUUUGAUCAUUGAGAUAUAUAUAGAUGUGAUGAAUGUGCAAACAGGAACAAAUUAUGAAGGUUUUAACAUAAAUGUUUAUUUAUUAACUAGAUUGAAGUUGUGAAUGUCACGAUUGAGCAAUAUGCUCACAGAUUUAUGCUAUAUUCUAUGUUUCAUAUGUGGACAGUGUUGAUAUGUAUUAUAACAAUAGCUGUUUAACUCUCAUGCAGCCGGUUAUUGAUUGUAAAAUGCAGUAUUACACACAUUUAAGGGUUUUUAUGUGUAACAUUUUUUUAACAUCAGCUGUUGAGGUAAACAGUGAAACAACGACUGAGAUGACUGACAGCCUUUAUGCCACACAGGUUGGACUUUUCUCCCAGUAAUCCUCUCUUUAUGAUGCAAAUGAAGAAAACACCUUCAUUGAUCUGACAACACUUUAUGCUGCAAAUAAAUCUACAUGCAGGCCAGAGACUGUAAACAAAAAGUGGAUCCAGCUUCCGGUUUUAAAAGGAGACGUGCUGUCUGUGGGAUUUCAGUGAAAAUGUCAGCUAGGAACGAUUUGGAAAAGAAGGAUUGAACAAAAAAGUUUUAAAUAAGAAAUUACAAGGUACAGUUUUAUAGAAGAUUCUACAUUUCACUUCAAUGGCAAUGAACAGCAUGUACCACAUCCCUGAUGCAAAAGUUCUUGGCUCUGAAUCAAUCUGCAGAUUCAUCCAAAUAAAUAUGGAAGCAGGUUUAAGCAAUUUUUUUUUUAACUAGAUUUGUGAACUAACCAAGUAAUGCUGUCAAACACUAACCAAAAGUGUUAAGUUACUGAAUGAAACUAACCCAAAAGUAAAAGAAAAGAAAGAAAAGAACUGUAUGUAACCACAUUCACCCUGUUCCUUCCUCUUUAAGAGAACUGUGAUAUUUUUAAGGAAACACUUGAGAAUAACAUUCACUGCAAAUAAAUGGUGAGCUAACGCUGUAAAUGUAACAUACCUGCUCAUUUGCAUUAUUUGUUAUUGGCUUAUGUCAUACUGGUGUCAUUCUAACUGGUUUUGAACCUUACUGAAAUAGCAAAUUCAGAAAAAAAUGGCUCAGUAUUAUCAUCUUUAAUAUGUGGUGUAAUGUAUGCAUGUGGCAUACUGAACUUGUUUUUUAAAUGAACAGAAAACACACAUUUAGAGUAAACAAUUAACCUGAUAAAAAGUUUUAAAAAUCUGGAAAAGAAGUACAGAAAGUUCUGUAUUUCACUAAAUCAGAUUGACUGGACAGCAUCUGUGCAAUAUUUUAAAAAAGAAAAAAGUGUGCAAAACAUGCAAUCGUUUUUAUUCUGAGAUUCUGGCAUGCCCUGCAGUACAAUAAACUGUGCAUGCAUCGUAGGACUGAGGCAGCGGCAAAUGAUUAAACUAGUAUUAUUUGCAUGUCAAACAUAAAAUUUUCAUGCAUAAUCAUGGUUAAAAUGGCAUAUAAUCAAGUUUUUGUGUGUAUUAUAAUUUAAAUUUAAAUAAUUCUGUGAUUUAUUA